Messenger RNA from Phytophthora infestans T30-4, 618 nucleotides. RefSeq lists its product as uncharacterized. Bases 1 to 618 code for a protein of 205 amino acids. The transcript has 4 exons. The record is from RefSeq and is a predicted model, not a curated record. NCBI's taxonomy places the organism in Eukaryota, Oomycota, Peronosporomycetes, Peronosporales, Peronosporaceae.
AUGGGCAUUGCCAUGUACAACGAGGCCAAUAGCAUGAUCAUAAACAGAUACAUUCCGGGUUUUCUUCCUAAUCAGACCGCUCAAAGCGGUGCCGCCAAUGGCGGCCCGCCAUUACUGAUGGCGCUGUUCCUUCCGACAACCCCAGUGAUUGUGCCACCACUACACGCCAACUCAAAGAGCUCGCUGGGACACUUUUUCGCUCGGAUCGACCCGUUGAACGAGCGGAAACGUGCCAUUGAUUUUGUCCUGGCUCAUAUUCUGACCUUGCCUACGCCCGAGGAUUCGUGUGCCGCGCACAAUGGUCUGCCGAAUCGGCACCUUGCCAUCGGCAUUGCCGAUGGCAAGGUUCCGGCAGCCCCGGAUGUUGCAUUCCUUGAUGCGGUCGUAAUUACUGGACCACCCUUUGCAAGUGGAUUGGCAAUCACGGCCGAGGACGGCCGAGAAGCGGAGUUCGUGCGCACUAAAGAUGCGUUCAAACAGCAAUUGCAGAACUGCUCGGCUUUCUUCUGUUGCUCCCAAGCUGUUGUCUGUAUCGUAGAUCUUAAACUUCGCGAGAUAAUGCGUCGAAGUCCAGAUACUUCAAACCCGCCGAGAAUGGCGAACAACUCGGCAGAUUGA